Aspergillus melleus is the source of this 3270-nucleotide messenger RNA. Its product is annotated as glycoside hydrolase family 18 protein. The transcript is spliced from 6 exons. NCBI's taxonomy places the organism in Eukaryota, Fungi, Ascomycota, Eurotiomycetes, Eurotiales, Aspergillaceae. The record is from RefSeq and is a predicted model, not a curated record. Gene Ontology annotation, molecular function: hydrolase activity, hydrolyzing O-glycosyl compounds; chitin binding. Gene Ontology annotation, biological process: carbohydrate metabolic process. Bases 1 to 3270 code for a protein of 1089 amino acids.
AUGGGGACUAUGGAGUGUGACGAGAAUAGGCAUUGUGCUAGCGGAUGCUGUUCGAAAUUCGGAGUGUGUGGACUAGGCCCAGAAUUCUGUAGCGAGAAGAACUGUAUCUCUACCUGUGGUGCUAAAUCAGAAUGUGACCCUGGGAACUGGGGCUCCACAUAUGCGCAGUCCAGCAGCUGUUUGCUUAACGCUUGCUGUAGCAAACAUGGGUUGUGUGGUACUACUGAGGAGUUCUGCGGGAACGAGAAGAUAUGGAGACCUUCUUGUCCGAAUGCGACCUCAAUUUCUCGGGUCGUGGGCUACUAUGAGGGUUGGUCGGACAAACGUUCUUGCAAUAAGUUCUAUCCAUUGCAAAUCCCACUAAAUGUAUACACUCACUUGAACUAUGCCUUUGCGACCAUCAACCCGGAUACGUUCGAGGUUGGUCCGGUAAAUGGAGACGAAGCAAAAUUCAUGAAAAUCCUUUUAGAACAGAAAAGGGAAAGGAAUUCGCCUCGGGUUAACAUUGCCAUUGGUGGAUGGACUUUCAUCGAGCCAAGAGAAACCCCCUCGAAGCUCGAUUUAUCUCGCUCGAAAGACGUUCAAAAAGAGACUGGACCAAGAGCGACGACAUUUUCCGAUAUGGCCCGCUCAGAAACGAAGCAAAGGAAGUUCUUCAAGUCUCUUAUCUCAUUCAUGGCCACCUACGGAUUCGACGGAGUCGAUAUCAACUGGGAGUUUCCCACCGCAGAUGACCAUCACGGUCGUCCAGAGGACUUUGUUAACUUUCCGAAGUUCAUGGCAAACCUGAAAAAUGCGUUGAUGUCUACCGGUGGGCGAAGUGAGUUAAGCAUGACGAUUCCAGCCUCUUAUGGGGACCUCAAGUACUUUGACAUCAAAAGUUUGGCGAAGCAUGUGGACUACUUCAAUUACAUGUCUUUUGACCUUCAUGGAAAAUGGGAUAGAGAAAGCAAACGGAAAGAACCUUAUCUGGGCGCCCAUAGCAACCUGACAGAAAUCCGACACGCGCUGGACUUGCUCUGGAGAAACCGUAUCAGUCCAAGUAAGGUGGUUCUCGGGGUACCCUUUUACGGCAGAAGCUUUGCCAUGGCCAAUAAAAAUUGCAAGGAACCUGGCUGCAAAUUUGCUUCUGCAGGAAAUCCAGGAAAUUGCAGUCAAGACCUAGGCGUUCUCAUGAACAGUGAAAUCGACGAUAUCCGCGCAAAGCAGAAGAUUCAACCCACCUUGGACAAGGAGGCCGCCGUGCAAAUCCUGACCUGGGAUAAUCAAUGGGUCACGUACGACGAUGAAAGUACCAUCAAGUCGAAAUUGGACUUUGCCCGCACUACCUGUUUGGGCGGAGUCAUGGUCUGGGCUCUCAAGGAUGAGCUGCAGACUCUCCGCGCUUUCAGUUUAGCUAGCUCUAGGGUGUACCAGCUGACUGCCCCGAUCAUUUACAGAACAGCCAUUAUUCGAUUCUCUGGCUUCUCUGAGCUCCAGAAAAUAGUCGCUGAAUAUGCCGAGUCAGGCCUCGGACGGCCUUUUCUGACCCAUGCUACGAGACUGGACCUUGUGGCCCUACCCAAACAAGUACGCCAGCUUGGUGGUGGCUCGGGUCUACAUCGAUUCGAAACGCGGGAUAGAAGUGUUACCAUUGAAGAUUUCCAACCGUACGGUGUCGGCUCGUUCAUGGAACGAUUCAUGUCUCAAUUCGAUCUUCCGGGGUAUGGACGCCGGCUCGGGGGGCUCCCUGGGGCCUUUUCCAAGAACGAGUGGCAGCCACUGGUUUCGUUGGUCUCACGGCUGGCCAAACUGAAGAAUAUGCACUAUGCUAUACGCAACUCUUUCCCUCGGUCCUUACUUGAUGCAGUGCAACAGCAUCAUCCGACCUGCGGAAUCUAUAUCUGGAGCCCCCAGACACCACGCCUAGACAUCCCGGGUGUAGGUCCGAUAAAAAACACGAUGAAACUGGGUGGCUCGCUCGUUAACGACCUGCUAGACAUGGAGGUGCUUCGCUCUCCCUGCCUCCGCGCCAUUAAUCUAGAUUAUCCCAUUUUUGCUGGCUACCCGAAAACCCUCCAUCUAGGCAUGAUCGUACCAUACAUCAUUCAAGCUCCCGACAUCAAGCAUAUUUAUUUGAAUUUGGAUGGCGAGUGGGGAGUCGAAUUUCGGAAAACUAUCCAGAGCGUUCCUCAACAUACUGGUGAUACGUCGCCGCUUGUGGGUUUGCAUUCCUUCUCUCUGCAAUUGUACCUGCUCGAGGACCUGGCCCUGUCCCAAUGGACCCCGGUGAUGGAUUUAUCAGCCCUCAAGAGCCUGCAUAUCCCCAUGCUUGGGUUUUUUCAUUGUCCAUCUCAUCUCAAUAACGCAGUAUCAGGCCUUGUAAGCCUGGAAAGGCUAUGGAUAGGAGCUGAUCCGGGACACAAUGGGUGGACUACUUUUUCGGAGGAAUUGCGUUCUAUCUUUCAACGACUGAGGCCAUUGAAAUAUCUCUGCAUCGAGGGCCUCGAGCAUAUCUCAUUUCUUCACGAUAUUCUGGAGCGACAUGGUUCGUCCUUGGUAGGCCUCAUGCUACCACCCGGCCGCAGGCGGGCCUCGAUCCCUCAGCAUCCUCAGUAUGCGGGAUACAUCUACCCUUUCGUAGACGACACCCAUUUGCAGAGAAUUGCUCAGCGCUGCCCCAACCUGAAAGAUUUUCGUGUCCCGAUCCGUCGAUCGAAGGGCGACCACGCGGAAGUUCGCACUUAUCGGGCCCUAGGUAGUUUCCCUAGUCUACAGAACCUGAUCCUGGACCUGUACGGAAACCCGCGACCUGUACUGUCGGCUGAACAGGGGACUUUUUCAACUGAGAACGUGGGGGGGUCUGAUAUCCCGCACGUCAGCCUGGAAGAUGCUUUGAUCAAUUUCGCUACUGAUCAAACACUAGCCACCGCUAUCUGGACGGAGAUCGUUUCUCACCAGCCAUCACGGAAAUUGACACGUCUUCGCGUUUCUCCCUGGGGAUAUGCAAUCUACGAUAUUGAAGAGCGGUACGUACUGUUGCACCUAGCUCGGUCGUUCCUCGUUACACGCGGCACGCACGGCGAGACGGACGUGGUGGAGAUCGGAAAAGAGGAAAAUGAGGCCGAUAUGGAAGUCAUCGCAGCGCCAGACGAGUAUAGGCAGGCGCAACCUUUCCGAGUACCCAGACGAGUCACUCGAUUGCUUCACUCGAUCUGGCGACCGACACCUAGCCACCCGGACUGGACUACAACUUGGAAGAGCUUCCCCUUGCUAACCGACAUGGAUUAG